AUGGAUCCCUCUGUGUACGAAAAGAUGGCUGCUCUGGCGGACUAUAUCAUGGGCCCAUUCGCUGACAGGGUCCUUCGCACAGCCAAGUUCCCUCCUGCGGGUGACUCGCCGCUCGUCGUGCUUGAUCAGGCAUGUGGGUCGGGCGUUGUCUCGUCUCACAUCAUGUCCCGAUUGUCGUCGGACGACAGGGCUCGCCUCGACCUCACAUGCGCGGAUAUAUCUGAGCCGGCAAUAGCACAGAUGACGAAACGGAUCGAGGCUUCUGGCUGGAACAAUGCCAGUGCUGUAACAAAUGAUGCCAUGGAGACCCCCUUUCCCGCCAACCAUUUUACACAUAUCUUUUUCAACUUCGGCCCACAGAUGCUGUCGAAUCCCCUCGCUGGACUCAAAGAGUGCCAUCGAAUCCUCCGACCAGGCGGGAUCCUGGGCGUCAGCUCCUGGCAGGUAGUGCCUUGGUCUGCCGACUACCGCGCAGGCAUGGCCAGGGACUCCUCUCUGCCGUCGUUUCCGACGGACGAACAGCUUCGGUACGCAUUCUCUAGCACACCAGAGAGGUGGGACACUGUCGAUGAGGGCAGAGCACAUUUGGCAGAAUGCGGUUACACAGCCAUCGAGGCCGUGUCGGCGGAAAAUACGACAUCCAUGAGUGUCGAGGAGGUUGAAACGAUGCUGCCGUUUUCGCUUGAUAUGAUGUUGCAGAAGUUCUGGACCAAGGAGGAAAUCGACAAGUUCAGCCAGCCAGCGGCGCGAGCGAUUGUGGAUUACUUGCAGGAGAAGUAUGGAACGGAACCGGUAGUGUGGAAGUGGGUGGCUCUGGUCGCAAGUGGGAGCAAGGGCUAG
Cladophialophora carrionii CBS 160.54 is the source of this 840-nucleotide messenger RNA. RefSeq lists its product as uncharacterized. NCBI's taxonomy places the organism in Eukaryota, Fungi, Ascomycota, Eurotiomycetes, Chaetothyriales, Herpotrichiellaceae. The coding region runs from base 1 to 840 and encodes 279 amino acids. The record is from RefSeq and is a predicted model, not a curated record. The transcript is spliced from 2 exons. Gene Ontology annotation, molecular function: methyltransferase activity.